Molecule: messenger RNA, 1701 nt
Organism: Paramecium sonneborni
Lineage: Eukaryota; Ciliophora; Oligohymenophorea; Peniculida; Parameciidae
Source: the annotation of a GenBank genome assembly
UAAUGCUAGUGGAUUAUAGCGAUGAUGAUCAAGAAAUUAUACAUAAUAAACCAAAGUCAAUAUUAGUAAACCCUGAGGUUGAUUGCUCACAUUUAGUGAAGAAAAAAGAGGAAGAAAAAGCUCUUGAAUUAUCAAAAACAUAUAAUUUUUUGGGUUAGAAAAAGAAUCAUUUAACAGGGAAUGUGGAAUCUGUAUACUAUAAUGAUGCUGUAUUUGAAGAAUAAUUUCAUAAAUUUAAUGUUUAUGGAUUUGCGGUAGAUCCAAAUGGUAUAAUGAUCAAUUUAAAUUAGAAAGGAAUAGAAGAGUGAUAGCAUGUAAUUAAAAAUAAGAGGAAUUAUCAAAUUUAAUGAAAGAAGGUUAUGAUGUAGAUGCAUCAGAUCCACUUUUUAGUAAAAAUGCAUUAGCUGGUAUGCACAAAGAUGACAAAAUACGAUAAUAAGAAUUAAAAUCUAAUAGAGUAAAAGCGAAUGAUCCAUCAAAAGGAGAAUUUAUGGGACCUUGGGCAGGAUAAUAAGAUGAAUAAUUUGAAAAUAUUCAGAUGAAUGAAGAAUAGCAGAGAUUGCUAGAUUAAUUAGAAGAAUAAAGAAAAUAAAAGAUUGAUGAAUCAAAAAAAUAAGAGGAAAAUUUUGUUCCUUAUAUGGAAUAGCAUGUAAGUUAAACAGAAUAAUUUGGAGGAAGACAAUUUAUAGCUCCUCCACCUGAAUUAAAAUAUGUUGAUCAUACAUGUUAUAUACCGAAAAGAUGUAUACAAACAUUUCAUGGACAUACAAAGGGAGUUCAAGUAUGUAAAUUCUUUCCAAAAUUUGGUCAUCUGAUGUUAAGUGGUAGUUUAGAUAAUAAAAUAAAGAUGUGGGAUAUAAUAGGUAAUAAAUAAUGUGUUAGAACAUAUUAUGGUCAUUAAGGAGCAUUAAGAGAUCUUAAUUUUUCAAAUGAUGGUAGAACAUUUUUGUCUGCAGCUUAUGAUAAAAAGAUUUUAGUUUGGGAUACUGAAUAUGGGAAAGUUACUUAAACAAUAAAUUUAUAACAUUUUCCUUAUUGUGUAAGACUAAAUCCAGAUCCUGCAAAAUAACAUUCAUUUCUUUUAGGAUCAUCAGAUAAACGGAUUAAAUAGUUUGAUAUUAGAAGUGGUUAAUAAACAUUAGUUUAUGAUGAACAUUUAUAAGCAAUAAAUACAAUUACAUAUUUUAAUUAAAAUAGAAAAUUUGUGUCUAGUUCAGAUGAUAAGAAACUUUUCAUUUGGGAAUUUGGUAUUCCUGUAGUAAUAAAACAUAUAAGUGAUCCUGAAAUGCAUGCAGUAACUGCUACGGCUGUUAAUCCAUCAGGACUUAAUUGGGUUGGAUAAUAAAGUAAUAAUUUAGUAAAAUAUUUAUUAUAUAUAUUUUAGAUUAUUGUUUAUGAUACUAAAGCUGGAAAUUUUAGAAUGAAUAGAAAAAAGAAUUUUAAAGGUCAUGUUUCUGCUGGUUAUGCUUGUGGUGUCACAUUUUCUGCUGAUGGUUAAUUUUUAGCUUCAGGAGAUUCAGAAGGUAGAGUUUUCUUUUGGGAUUGGAAAACAGCUAAAAGUUAUAGAACCAUCUAAGUAAUUAUUAUAAUUAAUACAUUUAGGCUCAUGAUAACGUUUGUAUAGGAGUUGAAUGGCAUCCUAUAGAACCAAGUAAAGUUGUUACUUGUGGAUGGGAUGGAGUACUUAAAUUAUGGGAUUGA